Molecule: messenger RNA, 1592 nt
Organism: Saccostrea echinata
Lineage: Eukaryota; Metazoa; Mollusca; Bivalvia; Ostreida; Ostreidae
Product: lysosomal proton-coupled steroid conjugate and bile acid symporter SLC46A3-like
Exons: 4
Coding region: 38-1468 (476 amino acids)
Biological process (GO): transmembrane transport
Cellular component (GO): membrane
Molecular function (GO): transmembrane transporter activity
Source: RefSeq, a predicted model, not a curated record
UGAAGAAACUUUCAAGAAAAGUCACACAAAAACUAAAAUGGAUAGCAGUGAGAAGACAAAGCUUUUGGAUGAAGAUGAAGAGGCACCUAAAUCUGUGAAGAUCCCAGUCACAGGUUUUGUCAUCGGAAUCAUCGUGUUCGUACAUAUGGCAUCAUUUACCAUCCUACUGUUUGACUUGAAUCAGUAUACUUAUAGUGUAUAUAAAGACAAAGAGUUUCCGAACGCAACAUUGAACAAAUCAGAUAAAUCUCUUUGUGAAACCAAUACGAGUUCCCCAGAAUUUCAGAUGGAGCAAACUAUACAGUCUGACACAGCAAGAUGGACAGUGUAUAUAUCUAUAUCGGGUGGAAUUCCAGCCAUAUUUUCAGCUCCUUUAAUUUCCUCUUUGAGCGAUAGAUUUGGAAGAAAGAAAACACUUUUGGUUCCAUUAUUUGGAUCCCUAAUAAAAAGUGGACUUUGCUUCCUGAACAUUUUCAUGAAAUAUGACGUAAAUUUUUUCAUAAUUUAUCUGUUUAUUGAGGGUUGCACUGGAGGAUGGGUCUCCUCUGUAGCCAUUUGCUCGUCCGGUUUCGCCGAUAUUACAAAGGCCGGAAAACAAAGGUCUUUUGCGUUUGCAAUUCUUGGUCUAGGUGUUGGGGUCGGAUUCCUAGCAGGCACCCUGCUUUCUGGGUAUCUGAUAGAAGCAUUUGGGUUUAACAGCCCUGUCAUUGCAUCAGGUGCCAUGGUUCUGGUUGGGAUACUAUUCACCACUUUUGUUCUUAAAGAACCAUUGAAAGAGGAGAAUCGGGUCAGUUCAGUUCACCCCCUACGUCAGAUUAAAGAAUCAUUAGAUUUAUACAUUCAUGGAAAUAAAGAUCAAAACUAUGGACGACGUUGGCAAUAUAUAAUACUUAUACUGGCAUUCAACUUACUAAGCAUGGCGGCUUUAGGGAAAACCAAUGUUGAGAUUCUGUACCAAAUUGGCUCUCCAUUUUGUUGGAGUCCAAUCAAAAUAAGUAAUUUCGGCACUAUACGCAGUGUCAUUCAGGAGUUUGUGGGUGUCGUCUCUAUACGAUUACUACAAUGCUUUAUGUCAGAUGACUUCAUAGCAGUCAUUGGAACUCUAUCAGCUAUUGGUUAUUUCGUAAUGGAAGCACUAUCAAAAACAACUUUUGAGCUUUACAUGGUUCCAGUUGUCGGUUGCCUAGGUAUUAUAGAAGUCACAAUGAUACGAUCUAUCAUGUCUCGCUUAACACCACCAGAUAAACAAGGCUCAAUGUUUGGGGGCAUUGCAUUGUUCGAGAAUAUCUGUUUUAUGGUUGGGUCCGUACUGGGUGGAGCCAUCUACUCAGAGACAGUCAGUUUUCUCCCUGGAUUCGCUUUCUGGGUCAUGGCAGGAUACAACGUUAUCGCACUCUUCCUUCUUGUAAUAUUUUACAUUGGCUCUAAAAGACAAAGUAUAUACUACAAGGAAAUUAAUAUCACCUAAGACUAACUUCUACAGGGUUUGGAAACAGCAAUUUCUUAUUUUCAUUGAAGGGAAAUUUCUAGCUCUACUUCAUAAUCUUCAUAAUUUCCUUUACCUUGAUAUUUUCAUAAGCAUUUUCAAAUUA